CACAAUAAAAAUGGUUGGACUUCGUCUUUGGACAGUGUGAAGAUGUUUGCCGCCUUGCAUUGAUGAGACGGUAUCGUCUUUUACCACACAUAUAUACUCUCUUUUAUAUGGCACAUACAAGAGGCACUCCUGUGGCUACACCGACAUUUUUUGCUGAUUUGAAAGAUCAAGAGUUGAGAAAACUUGAGAACUCGUUCAUGCUAGGAUCCCUUCUUGUACAUGCAAGGUUUAUUCUUUUCUUUCACUUACACGGAGUAUAUUAUAUUGGAAAAGAAUGCGGACUAUCCUCUUCGGGAAGGAGUUGGCUUACUUGGAGAAGGCGUUGAAGGAGAAAUCCAGCGAUCCGGAUGGCAUCCCAGAUCUAGAUCUAGAAGAGAUAGUGUUAUGGUCAUAUUUUGGGGCUAGGGUGGGUGUGGGGCAGAUAGAGAAAGUUUUCAUUGGAGGUGACUUUACUGGACAUAUUGGGGACUUGGCCGAGGGCUUCGAGGAGGUGAGUGAUCACUCGUGGUGGAAUGAUGUGGUUCGAGGUAAGGUGGAAGCUAAGAAGAUGGCUUAUAAGAGAUUUGUGGACGGUAGUGAUGACGAGGCUUGGGAGAGGAGAGCUUGUGAUCUGUAUCAUGUGAGAUGCGUGAAAGGAAGCGAUGGUAGAGCGUUGUUUAAGAUAGCUGAGGUGGCUAAUAGGUGGGGAGAAUACUUCCGUGGCUUGCAGCUUGGUGCAGGAGGAGAUUCCAGGCUAGAACUUGGUGACCUGGCACAGUCCGAGACGCAUCGAGACUUUGGGGAUUGUCGGCGUAUUAGUCAGGAGGAGGUGGCCCGAGCUAUCCGCGGGAUGACAAGUGGGAGAGCUUUGAGAUCGGAUGAGAUUCCGGUGGAGUUUUGGAAGUUUGUGGGACGCAGUGGGUUAGUUUGGUUGACUAAGCUCCUCAAUGUUAUUUUCAAAACAACUAAGAUGCCGGACAAGUGGAGGGAGAGUGUUUUGAUCCCUCUAUAUAAGGGUAAGGGAGAUAUUCAGAGCUGUGAGAAUUAUAAAGGAAUCAAACUGCUUAGCCACACCAUGAAGGAGUUAGAAUCAAGGGUGGAUGUUAAGAUUGAUUCCCACCUAGUGCCCAAGGUAGACAAGUUUCAGUAUCUUGGCUCGGUUCUGUAUGAUAAGAAGAUUUCGAGUCAGAUGAAAGGAAAGUUCUACAGGUCUGUAGUGAGGGGCCUGCUAUGCUUUAUUGUGCAGAGUGGUGAGCAGUUAAAAACCCCACGUUCAUCAAUUAUAUGUGGCAGAGAUGCGGAUGCUGCAGUGGAUGGCCUCCUCCCGCUCUUCGGAACGAAUGGCCCGAACCUCCUCCGCUAUGUCUGGGACUCUAGCCUCCGUCACAUCCGUAACUUCGUCCGUAUCAUCCCUCCCCGGAUGCACAGGGACCUUGUCCUCAAGGUCCAAAGUCGGAAAACGACGCCGAAUAACGUCCGCGGGUUCCCAGGUAGCAUCAUCAAGACUGCCGUCCGACCACUCAACCAAGAACUGCUCGACCAUGUGACCCUGCUGGAGGACGAAACGGUGCUGAUGGAUACGGACCGGCUGCCCAUCUACAAAUGUUGUUGGCAGCGGGUAGGAUGGGCCAGUGGGCUGCCCAUAGCAGCGUCGCAGCCGUGAGACGUGAAAAACGGGUGAAUGCGAGCUGUAGGCGGCAACUUCAAACGGUAGGCAACGGGCCCGAUCUUCUCCUCAACCUCAAACGGACCAUAAAAGCGACGGCUAAGCUUGGCCGACGGGCGCCGAGCAACGGAAUGUUGACGGUAUGGCUGCAAACGCAAUAAGACCCAAUCGCCAACCUCAAAUGAUAAAUCUCGAUGAUGCUUGUCCGCAGCCGCUUUCAUCCGCUUUUGGGCAGCCUCCAAAUUUCGGCGUAACUGAUGUAAUAGGGUGUUAUAUCCCCUAGUACUACACCUGAUCCUCAAAUCCUUAAACAAAUCAGUGGAAUCAUGUCUAAGUGUUACGAUCCUUUCUGAAAUGAAUUCUCCAACCCCAAACCAUAUUACUUAACCCUGACAACCUUGAGCCUAUCUCCAUCCUAAAAAGAGCCGUAUACCCUGCCCAGACUACCCCACUCCCUACUUGAAUCACUCCAUCAAAAUAACACGUUUUGUGCCAAAAGAAAAAACCAUAAGUCAAUUUCCUUUUCAUUUCCCUAAGCUAGGGCCGAAACACACCAAGCCAAACAACCAUAUUUCAUCACCCAACAUCCCACAAACAUUGUCCCCCCCUUGUCCCCUAGUACAACCGAAAUAACAAGCACAACAAGCCAAGGGAUAUUUUUGAUUACUUUGACCUUUAAACCACCAUAAAAGCCACCCUAUAAAAGCCAUAUUUCUCACACCCCACUGUCCCCCACUAUGGCAGAAUGAAUCACUCCCCAACCACCAAAUAUUCACCUCACUAGCCAAGCCAAAAUACCCAACACAUCACCCAUCCAUUUUGCCCUCUAAUAUGGCCGAAAAUCCCCUUCCAUUCAUGAAUAUUCAUUCAUGAAUCCCUGUCCCCAUUUUCCCUGAUUUUAUUCCAUGAAAGGACUCAAGCACAUGACUGCAUUUUCUAGGAUUUGUGGAAGAAAUAGCUUAGUAUUUUCCUUUGUAUGAGUGCCUUUAAAUUUCGGCCAUAGGCCUAUUGUAAUGCUCAGAUUUUUAUUCUUCAUUUCAAGAUAGAAAUACACUGGUUGUAUUCUGUUUUCAAAUCCUAAUUUCUAUAUCUUAAGGUUGGUUUCCUUAAGUGUGAGUGUUAGGUUCUAGUUAUUUAAUUGAGUAUGUAAUAUCUUAAUUAAAUUCUAGACUCAAACCCCAAGUGAGGAUAAGAGUGUGUUAUAUCUCUUAAAACCUACUUGGUUUUUAUCCCUUUUCCCCUCUUAUUUUCCCUUCCAAAUUUUCGGCCCUCCUAAAAAGCACAACCAGUAUCCCCCUUUUUCUCCCCUAUUCUUAUGCCUUUAAACCAUCUUAAAAAUCAACCCUUCAUCCUCCUCCAUAUACUCGACCAGUCCACUCCCCUCCCUUUCCAAACCCAAGCUUAAAUAUAUCAUAGGGAUUCCC
Molecule: messenger RNA, 3069 nt
Organism: Cuscuta campestris
Lineage: Eukaryota; Viridiplantae; Streptophyta; Magnoliopsida; Solanales; Convolvulaceae
Source: the annotation of a GenBank genome assembly